Molecule: messenger RNA, 717 nt
Organism: Penicillium nucicola
Lineage: Eukaryota; Fungi; Ascomycota; Eurotiomycetes; Eurotiales; Aspergillaceae
Exons: 1
Coding region: 1-717 (238 amino acids)
Source: RefSeq, a predicted model, not a curated record
AUGAAACUCUCCCACACAACUCUCCCAGCCCUCACUCUCCUCCUCCAACCAACCCAAGCCCUAGUCGGUAUCAGCUGGAGCAUGAGCAACAGCAGCCAACCGCUUCCCGAAAUAACCUUCCCAAUGAACAUCGCCAAUGCAACCCACGAAAGCGGCUACUACUUCGCGCAACAAUACAACUUCGCCAACCAAAAAGACGUAGGCUACACAGGGCUCCAGCCACGCCCGACCAAGAACUCCAAACCCCAACUCCACGCUGCCUUCUCCAGCUUCAUAGCCGGAACAACCUCCACAGACCCGAACUGCAGCGACGGCGCAGAUGGCGGCGCAGGGGUCAGCUGCGCAAUCGACAUUGAAGGCUCGUACGCGCAUGCGUAUUUGCUCCAUGUGAAUAAUACAGCUGGCACGACCUGGACCGGGACUUUGGUUGAUGUGAUCAGCGGGAAUGAGACUCGUGUUGGCUCUUACACGCUGCCUGGGGGGUCUGGUGGCAUUGUGGGUGAUCAGAUGGGCUUCGUGGAGUAUUAUCCUUGGAAUGCUGCGGGUGGGCAUUCCUGUGCGGACUUGCCGAGGAGCGCGGUCACUUUUGGGAAACCGGUUUCGCCGGGGAGGGUUGGGGCUCUGAAGGAUGCUUAUGAGUAUGGGGAUUGUGUUGGGCAGGUUGGUUUUGAGACGCAUCGGACUUUGAGGGGGGUGGAGGUUUCUGUUGGGUUUUGA